CGCUCAGUUCGCUUCUGACCGUAGCCGCAACAGUGCGCACUCUUCUACACACCGAUUCUAGUUAUCCGCCGAUAUCCACUCGAUUUUCGAAAGGCCUGCCUGCCGCUGAACUGUUGCACGUGCUGCACUGCGUCUCGAUUGCAUUCCCGCCAGAGGCCAACAAAAAAUCUAAAAAAAAAAAAAAUGGGCUGCGCAACAGGCACCAUUAAGUACUCGCUGUUUCUCUUCAAUGCCUUAUGGGCGAUACUUGGAAUUCUUGUGCUUAUCUUUGGCGGCCUCAGCUGGGGAGGGAUGCCGGAUGAGUAUGCCAUUGGAAUUUUAGUGCUGGGCGGCAUUAUCCUGAUCAUUUCGCUGUUUGGAUGCUGUGGCGCUGUUCGCGAGUCGCCGCGCAUGCUCUGGACGUAUGUGUCACUGCUGCUGGUCUUGCUGCUUCUGAUGGUGGCCUUCAUCAUCCUCAAUCCCCGAGAUGUCUUCAAGAAUUAUGCCGCGCAGAAGGUCGAGGAAAAUUGGAAACAAGAAGAGACCAGUCCCGGUAGCAUGGAUCUCAUUCAGAGGACGUAUGGCUGCUGUGGUCUCAAUAGUGCCCAAGACUAUCUGUCCAUCAAGUACUACAACCAGUCAGUGCCCAGCAGCUGUUGCAAGGAGUUGAACUGUGUGAAUCCCCUGAAUCUCUACAUCGAUGGUUGCCUCAAGAAGGUGGAGGAAGCCUUUGCGGAUGAGGGCUCCACCACGAGUUACCUGGAGUGGGGUCUGCUCGGCUUCGAUGUGGUCAUUCUUCUGCUGGCCAUUAUCUUGGCCAUUCAUUACACGAAUCGUCAGCGACGCUACAACUACUAGUGCCUAAUUACCACCUAGCAAAUCAAUCUCUCUGAGUCCUACCUGUCUCAGUCGUCAGCGUCACCCACGUACCUUGCUGUUAGAUCCACCAAGCAUUGAGGGUGGAAAUCACUUGCCAAGCAACCGAAGAUGCCUUAAACGUAUAUGAAAACACAAUAGUGUCGAAAAUCGUACCUUCAUUUUUAAUAUUUUAAUCGGAACUACAUUCAUAUGUAGAUAUACAUAUGUCUUGUGCAGUUUCAUCCAAAUGUAUUAGCUUUUUAAAAAAGUUGAUAAUAAAAUUUAAGUACAAAACAAA
Molecule: messenger RNA, 1135 nt
Organism: Drosophila kikkawai
Lineage: Eukaryota; Metazoa; Arthropoda; Insecta; Diptera; Drosophilidae
Gene: Tsp42El
Product: Tetraspanin 42El
Cellular component (GO): plasma membrane
Source: RefSeq, a predicted model, not a curated record